GUAAAAUAUUCAAAAUGUCAUUUCGAAGUGUCCAAAUCAGAAUGAAAUUCAGAAUGUGAUUCAAAUAUUUUCGAUGUAAUAAUUCUAAAUUAUUGUAAUGGCUUACAGAUUCAACACAAAUCAUGUGUGCUCUAUCGCCAAAUCCGCUAUACAACAAGCUAAAGAAUCUUUAAAAGAAAGUCCAACUAUUUUUCUGAGACCCACCUCUAGGGACGUCCGACAUUUACAUGAUCUGCCAUACAAUUUUAAUAAGAGAGGAGCAACUGGAAAAGAGAAAUUUGUGAGAAAAGAUUCAAACACAAGAAUUCGGAAAGGGGUUUCAUUCACUAAUGUAGCUAAUAAACAAAUCAGAAAUAAUGUGAUGAAGCAGGACUCCUCCAACCGGUCUUCUAAUUAUUUCCGCAAUGAGAAUAAUGUAAAUGAGGAAGUUCUAGGUCAACGAAGCAUUUCUCAUGAAUACUCUAAAGCCAUUCAUCCCCAUCCAAAUUUCGCAAAGUUGCUGAAAGAAAAAGAUGACGUCAACUUGGUCGCAGUUCAUAAUUUAAUUUCCAUCCCUAAAGUGAACUCGGAAUUGAAUAUGAAGAGAAUCGAUAUGGCGCCAAACAAAUACAGAAGUCAGAAAUGCUUCUGCCUGAGUUAUUCAGAAGUCUUGAAAGAAAACUUCAAAAAAGAAGAUGUCUCGAGAUUUUUUUCCGGAUAUAGUAAUGGUGGUUCGGAAAAAAACGUGGAUGAAAUGAAAUUAUUAUCAACAAAGCCUUUAGAGCCAAAACUAUUCGGAUCAAUGUUCAGUAUCUCGCCAAUAAUCGGACCACAGAAUUUACGAGGACAUUUCGUGAAUCUGAGAUGUAUAUCCGGUGUAAUGCGUUCGAACACGAUGCCCUCGAGAAUUUCGAUAAGAAAGAAUACGAAGAAAAAGAAACGCUUACCUAAAUUAUUCGCUGAUAGAUGCACGAAUAUUAAUUACGGAACACCUCCUCUGAGGCAUGUUCCUUUGCGACCUUUGAAGAAGAGAUGUAAUCCUCAAGAACCAAUUAAAUGCGAGAAAAAAUUGAAAAGAGAACCCUGCGAGAGAGCUGACGAUGACUGGAAAUUGGAAGCGAAACCAUUCAGUGUCAUCUCAUAUUCUCCCAGAAUAUCCAUCGAAGUGAAAAUGAAACCGAACGUGCCAAUGAAGAGAUUACCAAAAAUGAACAUUCCGGAACCGAAAAGAUCAUGUGAAGUAUUCGUUUCGACCUGUCCAACGAGGUCUGAUAUGAAUGCGGGAAUAUUGAAGAAAAAACUGCCGAGAAUACAAUCGGGAAUGAUGAGAACCUCGAUUUCACAAAAUUUGACGGCACCUCCGCUUCGACGAUUGAAAAAAAUUGAUAUUCCAGAGCCACCAAAAAUUUGCCCGAAGGAAAUUUGUGAAAGAAAAGAAUGUCUCUCUUUUACUGUUUGUAAGAAAACACUACCUCGUCUAUCAUCUUCCAAAGUAACUGCCCCAAUACCACAGCAACUCAAAAAUAAUCCUCCUUUGAAAAGGUUGCCAUCUUUCCAUAUAGAAGAUCCUCCUAAAAUUUUGUUAUGUCGAAAAUCCCAAUGUCCCCCAAGAGCUGAUGAGCUGCAAAUGACAGAUAGAUAUUCAAAGAAGAAAAAACUACCAAAACUUCUCGGAGGUGAAUACAAAAUAAAGCCAACUCUGACUGAACAAAGGUAUAUAAGUUCUUUGAAACCCCCCGUGAAAACUUAUGAGCCAGUUGAACCACCGAAGGUAUGUCCCAAAGUUGCUUGUGAUCCGCUAUGUAGGACUGAUAGUCAUCUCAAUAUACCAAAAAAGUCUCUUCCCAAAAUACCAACACUUCCCCGAGGUUCGUCGCCGAUUACUUUGAAGGAGGGAAACAGUUUGAAAAGAUUGAAAAAGGUGUUGGUCAAGGAGCCUCCAAAGAUUUGUCCCACUUCACCAUGCCUCAAAACUUAUAGAGCUGAUAGUAAAAUGAGCAUGAAAAAACGUCCACUACCAAAAUUAGAGGUUGGUUCAAUCAGUCCACCUAAAACCUCCAUUCCAAAUAUUUCACCACUUAAAAGAUUGCCUAAGAUUCCCAUUGAAGAACCCAGGAGAAUUUGUCCCGUGGAAAUCAUAGAAAAAUGUCCAGAGCGUAAUAGUCCCGUACCAGAGAAGCGAGUGUUGCCUAUUUUGAAGCGCCAUGAGAAAUCGCGACCCCCAAUCGUAGAAUUGAAGAACUCUCCAAGUUUGAAACGGUUGAAGCCUCUAGAAAUGAAAAAUGAUGCCAGGAAAUGCAUAACUGAAGCAGUUAUUUCCCAGGAGUGCUUUCGUUCUGAUUUUGCUGAUUGGAGUUUUCCUGUAGAAAAUGCUAUGAGAAACUCGUGUCAUCAGAGAAAAUCGAGAAGCGUUAGCAGCAGGCGGUCGAUGAGUACAAAUUUGACAGAUCAUUACACCAAGGGGCUUUUGACACGAAAAAUGUUGCAAUCGCAUAUAGAUGUUAGGAAACGCCUGUCUCUCCCUGCCCUAACUGACGAAUCUCAAAAAACACCCUUGUCAAGGUGUACCCCGAAAUCAAUUUCACAGAAUUUUUCUGAUGAUUCAUCGAUGAAAGAACUGCAACCAAAAUAUCCUCUUUACAGUAAAUUCAAGGGUAUAGCGCCGAUGAAACCGGACGCCCCAAAAUUAGACCCAGAAAAGGAGGAUGAUUGUAUAAGGGAAAAAUGUAACAUACCUAAGGCCACAUUGACAGCAAGUUGUGAUAAUCCAAAUCCGAAACGAAAAUAUUUGAGAGUGUCCCGAGAGGAAACAGGACCGUGUCCUCCAUGUGACUCUGGAUGCGCCGAACAACCGGAGAGUUGCGAUGGUGUUAUAAAUUGUUGUUCCUCACCGCCCUGUAAAUCUGAUUGCCCUUCGCCCUGUCCACAAUUAUUUUCACCGAAAUGUCCCACCCCACGUCCAUGUCCAUCACCGUGUCCUCCACCUUGCCCACCACCUUGUCCUUGCAACAUCCCUUAUCCCGCUCCUUGCCCCCCUCCUUGUCCUCCUCCAUGCCCGCAAAUACGUCGACCAUGUACUCCAUGCAGACCUCCCCAAAAAUUCAGAAAUCCAUGUCAGCCACCAAAAAAAUCUUUCUGGCAGAGGUUGAAAAACUAUUUUAAAGCUAGACCGAAUUGUCCGACACCUGCACAGUUGAAGAGGAAGAAAAUGAUGACAAAGGUGCAGAAAAUGGCGGAUAAGGCUGGACUGGGGGUAUACGAUCCUUGCGAUGAUCCGAGGAGAAUUUGCAAAGAGGUAGAAAGACGAUGUUGUUUGGCCAGAAAAUGCAGCAGCUCUAAUAAAAGAUGCUUUCACUGUUACGGGGCAUUGAGGGAUUUUCAUUCAGCCGUACAGAUACGUUCAGGAGGCUUACUUCCAACUGUGGGUACCCGAAACCUUCUAGGAAGUUACUGCACCUCAUUUUUCCAGCUACCUUGGUGUCGGACAAUGAAGAAUUGGAGGAAUCCUUUCGAGUUUUAUGAAAUCCAGGAUGGCGAUGAUUUCAUUCACGGAUCUCCUAGUAACAAAUUGAUAAAGGUUGAUAAAUCACAGAUGAUGAAUAAAUUAGGAAAUAUUUUCAAAAACCUGAAUACUCUUCAAGCAAUUGAUGUUGAUUUACUAGGAGAAAUUUUGUACAAGAGCUUGAUUCUGCAUUGUACUAAUCGUGAUGAUGAAUUCAGACUACACGUGAAUUACUUGCUUGAAUAUAGUCCGGAAUGUUUAGAGAAAAAACGAGAUAUACUCCUUGAAAUAUUGAAUACCUUAGGCCAGGAAAUAUACUUGAAGAAACAUGAUAAUAAACAAGAAGAAUUAGAUACGGGUGAACCAUCAUUAGAUUUCUUGAAGCAGUUAGCCAGAAUCAAAACACAAAACUGAAUUUUUCUGUUUUAGCCUCAACAAACCUUACUAUACGUUUCAGAUGUAAAAUUCAUUAUUAUUUGGAUGUGACGACGUAACGAAUUCUUGUUUCACCAUAUUCUGAAACAAUAAAAUUAAUUCUUAAAUUGAAA
Coccinella septempunctata (seven-spotted ladybird) is the source of this 4029-nucleotide messenger RNA. RefSeq lists its product as uncharacterized. Lineage: Eukaryota; Metazoa; Arthropoda; Insecta; Coleoptera; Coccinellidae. The transcript has 6 exons. The record is from RefSeq and is a predicted model, not a curated record. Bases 98 to 3895 code for a protein of 1265 amino acids.